This is a messenger RNA of Numida meleagris (helmeted guineafowl), 3892 nucleotides long. RefSeq names its product GRIP and coiled-coil domain containing 1 (gene GCC1). Lineage: Eukaryota; Metazoa; Chordata; Aves; Galliformes; Numididae. The transcript is spliced from 2 exons. The record is from RefSeq and is a predicted model, not a curated record. Bases 425 to 2779 code for a protein of 784 amino acids. Gene Ontology annotation, cellular component: Golgi apparatus.
CAGCGGCAGCUACUUCCGGCCACGCCCUCAAAGCCACUAGCCCCGCCCCGCGGCUCGGCCUGCUUCUCUCUCUCACCUGAUUGGUGGCCGGAGCGGAGGCCGCGCCUGCGCAUUGAGCCCCUUCGUGGCUGUCCUCCCCGCGCCGUUCCACUUACGCAUGCGCAGUUUUGACGGUCCGCUCCGCCAGGGGGCGGGGCUUGAAGUCCGCAUGCGCAUUGAGCGCCGGCGGCGGGCGGAAGUAGUUCGUUGCGGUCUGCGCUUGCGCGGUCGGUGCCGGCCCGCGGCCCCGGGGUAAGGCCCGAAGCCCGCGGCCAGCCGCGCCCCCGGCCCGGCCCUCCCUGACAGCGCAGCCCCUGGGCUCCCCUUCCAGCUCUGCGGUCACCAUCCCCCACCCCAGUUCCCAUCGAAGCCGUGGGGCAGAGCCAUGGAGAAGUUUGGCAUGAACUUCGGAGGCGGCCCAAGUAAGAAAGAACUUCUGGAAACGAUUGAAUCGCAGAAGAAGCAGCUUCUUAAUUACCAGGCUCGGCUGAAGGACGUCGUGGUGGCCUACAAGAGCCUCAUCAACGAGAAGGAAGCCUUGGAAGCCAGCUUGAAGGUGUUGUCCGCGUCUCACGAGGCCGAUGUUGGCCUGAGCGGCGCCCAGCCUGCGUCCGUGGCGGCCUGCAGCCAUUCCGUCGCCGACUCCGCUGAUGACAAGAGCUCGGUUCACAGCGAGGACAGCGUGGGGACGGCGACCAGCGCAGACACGGCCGCCAGCUUGGCCAGCGCUAAGGGCGAGCAGGGCGCUGAGGAUGAUAAACCCGCAGCAGCCAGCCCAGCUCUUAAAUCGGAGGAGACGAACGGUUCGGAGAGCGGCGUCAGCACGAGCAGCGGGGACGUUCCCCCCGCUGGCAGCGAGGCUGAUAGGAGGGUGCUCCAGCUGAAGACCCAGCUGGCCACCUUGACCAGCGCCCUGUCAACGGUCACGCAGGAGAAAUCCCGCAUGGAAGCCUCGUACCAAGCCGACAAGAAGAAGAUGAAGCAGGACCUGGAUGACGCCGUUAAAAAAGCGGAGGACGAGACCGACAAGUUGGAGACGGAGCUGAGGUCCGUCCAGGAGCAGCUCGCCGAGACCAAAGCCCGCCUGAUCACGCAGCAGCACGACCGAGCCCAGGAGCAGAGCGACCACGCCGUUAUGCUGCGAGAGCUGCAGAAACUGCUGCAGAGCGAGAGGGCUUUGCGGCAGGACGCCGAGCUGAAGCUGGAGGAGACCAGGGAGGCGCUGGCCGGCCGGGUGUGCAUGGCCGACCGUGCAGAGGGCUACGAGCUGCAGAUCAAGCAGCUGAGCCAGGAGGUGGAAGACCUGAAGAGAGAGCUGCAGGCUGUUCAGGAGGAGAGAAAGAAGCCAGACCCCCGGGUGCAGGAUCUGCAGGAGGAGAUGGCCAACCUGAAGAGCCACUUCCAAGCGCAGCUGCUGCAGGAGAUGAGGAAGACUGCACAGGCGGAGGAGCAGCUCAGGCAGCACGCGCAGAUGGAGGAGCAGCGCGUGGCCGACCUGGAGGGGCAGGUCUCCGAGGUGUCGGGGCUGCUGGGCACUUACGAGAAGGCCAAGCAGAAGGACCAAAUGGUCAUCCAGAAGCUGAAGGACCGCAUCGUGCAGCUGGAUCAGGAGAACAAAACCCUGGCCAUCGCGGCCUCCAGCCGAUCCCCUGCUGACAUAAACGUGGAAGAAGCCAAUCUGGAUGUGAACGUUCUCAAGGAUAAGAUGGAGAAGCUGAAGAAGCUGCUGCAAGCGGCAGCAAAGAAGAGUCAGCCCAUGCUGGACAUCGAGAAGCUGUGUGAGCUGGAGAUGCCAAAGGGCACCGAGGCCGGGGAUGGUGAGAAGGCCACAGCUCUGUACUAUCAGCAGGAGCUGAAGCAGCUGAAGGAAGAGUUUGAAAGGUACAAGAUGAGGGCACAAGUGGUUCUCAAGAACAAGUCAGCCAAAGACGGCAAUCUGGCCAAAGAACUGGAGGAAGCUCAGGAGCAGCUGGCUGACCUGAAGGAGAAAUACGUGAUGCUCCAGCUGUCCUCCGAGGAGGUGGAGAAGCAGCACCAGCUGGACAUGGAAGCCAAGAGGCAAGAGUUCUCCCAGCUGCAGCAGCUGCACAGGCAGGAGCUGGAGCGCUGCCAGCUGGACUAUCAGGAGCGGGCGCUGAAGCUGGAGGAAGAGAUGCACAAGCAGCGGGACCGGGCGCUGGCGGUGCUGGCCGAGAAGGACCAAGAACUGGAGCAGCUGAGAGCCGUCAUGUUGCCUUACACCGGGCUCCAGGGCUCUAAGAACUACAUGACUCCGGGGACUGACACAGCGAGCGGGGACCCCCCGACCGAUGGCACCGCAGAGAUCCUCCCCCAGGCUCUCCACCUCUCCGCCAACGCGGAGCCCACCUUCAUCCUGUACGCGGAGCAGCUGGCCCGCAAGGAGGUGGAGAUCGUAGCGCUGAGGAAGCAGAAGCACAAGCUGGAAAUGCAGGUUCACCAGCUCCAGGAGAAAGUCUUGGUGGAGGAGGAGAGGCACCGGGAAGAGGUGUCAGCGCUUCAGAACGAAAUCCAGAAGAACUUCAGAGAUAAGAGCAGAGAGGGAGCCAACCUGGAGUACCUCAAGAACAUCGUCUAUAGGUUUCUGACGCUGCCGGAUUGCCUCGGCCGCCAGCAGACUCUCACUGCCAUACUGACUAUUCUGCACUUCAGCCCGGAGGAGAAGCAGGCUGUCAGGAAGCAGUCAGCGCACAGUAGCUGGUGGCUGUCGGGGAAGAGAUGAGGUGGUGGUCGUGGUCACCCCCCACCGCCGCUGUCUGGGAACAGCUUCCCGCUGAGCUCACCCUGCCUGCCACCUGGGGCAGCCCCUCUCCAGCAGCAGCAGAGCAGGGAGCUCCCGGCACAGAACCGGGCUUGAGCUGGUGCAGUCGGCACGGAUGUAAAGGGGAAUUGCGCCGACCCCUCUGGUAGGAUCACAGCCCCGUGGGCAUGGCAGCUCUGGGGACCAGCAGAGGACACUCGUUGGGGGGCUGUCUUGGGCAGACCAGGAACUCUCUCCCCAGUUCCAUGUGUUUUCCGGGGGGGGAUGCUCUGAGCCCUGUAGUGAAGCGUCCCAUCCCCAGCCAGGAGAGGCCGCGUACGGUUCUGCUGGGGCAGAGACCUCGGCUGCCGACCUGGCAGAGAUGGGGGAGGGCUGAAAUCAGCACCGACUGCUCAGCUGUCGUUUGUGAGCCAAGUCUGGGAGCUUUGCUGAGCUGUAGGAUGUUCUGCAGCGCCGUGGGAGCAAGGCAUGGUCCCGUGGGGGUGGAAGACGCAGAGGUGAGGGGCAGCUCGGGGAGCAGCGUGUGCCCUGGUCUCACCACUGAGCCUGUGGGGUGCAGUAAGCGCUGCUGAUAGAGCCCGAGGUUAUUGCAUCAGUUCCCUGCAAGGAGGAGGAAGGCUUGGUGCACCAUGGCACGGCCAGUGUUGGCAUUCCUGCUGUCUGCAGCUCUGCUCAGGAGCUGUUAGCUCCGCGCUGCUCAGCCCUGACUCAGUGGGAAGACGUCUGCACGUGCGUUUUACACCAGGUUGUGAGGGCAAAGCCAGGUCUGUGCGUUGGGUGCGAGCAGGCGCUGCUAGAAGGGUCGGGGGGAACAGCAGAGGGGGAUGGCUCAGGCAGCGCUUCCUCACCCCCCUUCCCCUCAGAGCAGGAAAGGGGCAGCCCCACAGCACAGGAGCUGCCAGAGGAGGGUCCUGGUGCUGCUGUCGGCUCCGUGCAGCUCUCACAGCACGCUUCCUCCCUCUGCUCUCUCAUGGCCCCUGUCCUGACUCCCCUCCAUCCCUCGGCCCUUCCUGCACAUUUCUCCCUCUUUUCAUUCAGCCAACGCCCUCCGAAAUAAACUUGAAUCUCUACGUA